UGCAAAAUUCCCUUGUCUUAAUGCCCGACACCCUACCUCUAGUUUGAAUUUGAACAUGCUGGUUUUGCCUAUUUUUGAACUUUGUAUGAACAGAAUGAGACUUUGGAACCUAGAUUGUUUUUCUCAACAUGUCUGUGAGAUUCAUAGAGUUGAUUAGUUGCAGUUUAUUUGUUUUCAUUGUGCUUCAGUAGUCUUAAUGAACCUAUUCUACUCUGGUGGUCAAUGAGGUGUCUCCAGGUUAGGACUCUUAUGGAAUAGUGCUGUUUACAUACAAUUAUGCUCAAGGAUACACACAGCAUAGAACUUUUUAUAUCCUUCAGUUUUAACAUUUUUGCAUUACACUGUAAUCAUUGUAUUACACAUCUUUUUAACACAAUAAACUGGGGUGUUUUGUAACCUCAGUAUCAAUUACAUCACAUGAAGCACAGUAGAAGAUUAAGAAAUGUUUGUAAAGGAAAGAGCAUGUGAAGGAACCCUUUCUUAGUUUUUUUUUAUUGCUUAUUUCUUUGUUUCUUAAAACAAAAUAUUUUACUUCCCUACCGUCAUCAGUAAAAAUGAGUCUACUCUUAAGACAUGCCUAGAAAUAAUGAUCAAGAAUGCUUUAUUUAUAUGGUAAUGCUUUGCAACAGAUACAAAUAUUGAAUCAGUAUUUUGUACACCUGAAGUCAAUAUACAUCAAUUAUGUAUCCUUUUUAAAAGUGUUUCAUAUUAGUCACUGUACUGAAAGUACUGAAAAACAUUAACUAAUGUUCCAUGAAAUAUAUUUUAGGUAGAAUUACAGGUUCCCAUAGUUGGAGGGCACCUUGCAAACUGAUUCAAUCUAUCAGAAUUAUCUUACUUCUCACAGGCAUUACCACCUCUAAACCAGCACAAGUAUAAAAAGGAGUAAUUUCCUUUCUCCAAUGCUAUUCUCUUUGAUUAGAAACCCAUAGUUUCAACAAACAGAAACAGAAAUCACUUGCAAGCAAUUCUUAUACACCAUUAUCUAAAGAUCAGCAAACCAUAAACUUUCAUACUAUACUAGCUAACUAAACAGUUGUCAAAAUGAAGUCUUAUAUUAGAAAUAGACAUCCAAACCUUUUAUAAAUAUUUAUGAUGGAGUAGAUUAAGAAGAGGAAGAAAAGAGGAAGCAAAAAAAGAUUUAAAACAAAAAACAAAAAAUGAGUAGAGAAAUGAGUAUAUGAAAUACACAAAGUCGUUAGAAAAGCUGUUAAUCUCUUAAUUAAUUGAAGUUUAACAUACACACACAAAAAGAAAUCUUACGCAGCUCAGUAGUUUUACAAAAUGAACACAUUCAUGUAACAAGCACCUCACUGACGAGAAACCAAGUUUUCCAGGGCGAUUUAGUUUCCUGGAAAAAGUCCAAGAUUAUUUCCUAAUCUCUGGAACCUUGAGUAAUUCAGUUAAUGAGUUUCAAUUUCCUAAUUCGUUAACACCCUAUAGUUUUGUGGGUUUUUUUUUUCGUUGUUGGUUUUAAAGAAUGUGUCAUAUGCAUGGCAAAUACCAGGUACUCAGUAAAUGACAGUCUUUGUCACCUGUAUCUCUCUGCUUUCACAUACAUGAUCUUAAAAAGCAUCAGGAACAAGAAAUUAGACUCCAGUUCUGCGAUUCAAACCCAGUCACACCAAGAAGCCCCCGAAAGACAGCACAAAGUGAUCCUUUUGCUGGAAGCCGAUGUGGCAUCUUUGAACUCGCAAGCGCGACGCUGCCAUGGACGCCGCAUCUCAGAGCCGCACUGAAAAACCGAACCGGAAUAGGCGGGAGGAAGACCCGCCGCCGGAGGGAGGUGUCCGGAAGCGCCGCAGGGGAGGGACUACAUUUCCCACAAGUCCGCGGGGCAGGGCGAGGGGCGGGCGUCGGUGACAUUACCGGACAGGCCUUGCCAGGCAAUACCAAGGUAAAUGCCGGCACUGCGGCUCCAAGGGAAGAAUAACUUGUAGUCCUCGCCUAGAUUUGUACUACUGACCCGCCCUGGCCUCUCCCGAACUGACAAAAGCGACCUGGAGACUUUGGGAUUUCCGGGUCACAGGACCCCACCCUCACAAUCCCAAUCAGUCCCCCCGCGAAGGGCCUAGGGUCGCCUCUCAGAUGCUUGAGGACGCAGGGCAUUGUGUAGAAAGGUGAAGUCCAGGGUGCCCCCCUCUAGGGUAGAUGACUUUGGCUUUUUACCCCCCUUCCCCACGCCUGGUCGCUGUUCCAUCUGGCUGGACCUGGACCAAACUCGGCUCCCUACUGCUCGCUGUCAGGGGUGGUGCUAGGGAAGGUGCGCUCGCUCUCUCCUCCGGCCCUGCCUCGUAGCGGGCGACCUUGCGCUCUCUUAAUUGUUGCGCCGAUGUCCUUGGCUCUGGACGGUACAGCCAUCGAAGACCUGCGGGCCUGCUAAGCAUCUCUCUCCAACAUCCCUAGUCCUUUUAUCUACCUGUGGGAUGGUGUAAAGAUUGCUUCGAGAGAGGCUAAGUAACUCGCUCUAGGUUACAGAAUUUAAAUGGCACCGAGGUUCCAUGCAGGCUCCUGGGAAAGCUGGUGCUGCUGUUGCCUGAUUCCAGCCGACAGACCUUGGGACCUGGGCGGGCGCUGGCGACUGGAGAUGGCAGACACAAGAUCCGUGCAUGAAACCAGGUUUGAGGCAGCGGUGAAGGUGAUCCAGAGUUUGCCGAAAAAUGGUUCAUUCCAGCCAACGAAUGAAAUGAUGCUCAAGUUCUAUAGUUUCUAUAAGCAGGCAACAGAAGGACCCUGUAAACUUUCAAGGCCUGGAUUUUGGGAUCCUAUUGGAAGAUAUAAAUGGGAUGCUUGGAGUUCAUUGGGUGAUAUGACCAAAGAGGAAGCCAUGAUUGCAUAUGUUGAAGAAAUGAAAAAGAUACUUGAAACUAUGCCUAUGACUGAGAAAGUAGAAGAAUUGCUACAUGUAAUAGGUCCAUUUUAUGAAAUUGUAGAGGACAAAAAGAGUGGCAGAAGUUCUGAUUUAACUUCAGUCCGAUUGGAGAAAAUAUCUAAAUACCUAGAAGAUCUGGGUAAUGUACUAACUUCUACUCCAAAUGCCAAAACUGUAAAUGGUAAAGCUGAAAGCAGUGAUAGCGGAGCUGAAUCUGAGGAAGAAGAGACCCAAGAGGAAGUGAAAGGAGCAGAACAAAAUGAUAAUGUUAAAACGAUGAAGAAUUCCACAGGCCAUAAAAAUUUGGAAAUUGUUGUCACUAAUGGCUAUGAUAAAGACAGUUUUGUUGAGGAUGUACAGAAUGACAUUCAGAUCACCUCUCUGAAUGACAGAAGUGCUGAAGAAGUUAAAUCUGUGGACCAAAACUUGGAGCAAACUAGAAAAACUGUCUACACCCACCAAGAUGUGAAUGAUGAGUAUAUUGAAGAUGUUUCAGGAAUUCAACAUUUGACCAGUGAUUCAGACAGUGAAGUUUACUGUGAUUCCAUGGAGCAAUUUGGACAGGAGGAGCCUUUAGACAGCUUUACAUCUAACAAUGGGCCAUUUCGAUACUACUUGGGUGGUAACCCCAAUCAGUCCUUGGAAAAUCCUAUUUUUUCUGGAAAUGUUCAAGUGUCUCCUGGAAAUGGCAGCUUUGGAGAUAUGCACAUGGUAGCUGUUGAAGGGAAAGGUGAAGUGAAGCAUGGAGGAGAAGAUGGCCGGAAUAACAGUGGCGCACCACAACGUGAGAAGCGAGGGGGAGAAAGUGAGGAAUUCUCUAACGUCAGAAGAGGGAAAGGGCAUAGGAUGCAACAUUUGAGUGAAGGAACCAAGAGCCGGCAAAUGGGAAGUGGAGGUGAUGGGGAGCGCUGGGGUUCAGACAGAGGGUCAAGAGGCACCCUCAAUGAGCAGAUUGCUCUCGUGCUCAUGCGGUUGCAGGAGGACAUGCAGAAUGUCCUUCAGAGACUUCACAAACUGGAAACGCUAACAGCUUCACAGGCAAGAGCAUCAACAUUACACACUAGUAAUCCAUCUUCCUCACAGAGACCAUCUUGGUGGCCCUUUGAGAUGUCUCCUGGUGCAUUAACUUUUGCCAUCAUCUGGCCUUUUAUUGCCCAGUGGUUGGUGCAUUUAUAUUAUCAAAGGCGGAGAAGAAAAUUGAACUGAAGAAAAUGGAAUUUUGCUCAAGAAGACUACUGGACCUGGGUGACCUUGGAAUGAAGUGGAUUGUGAAAGUCACAAGAAAAUCUUAGUUUGUGAUGAUUUACGUUUCUUUUUGUUGUCUAGUAGUUUGACUUGUGUACAUAAAUACGUAUAUAUUUUGCACUACACGAAUGAUAACAUUUUAAGGACUAAUAUUGCUGAUACUUGAAUAAUCAAUCUCAACUAGGUCAUAAGUAGCAUACCUAGAUUUACCCUACCCUUGAACUUGAAGGAUGUUAAAUUAUUAAUUAUUGUUUGGUAACUUGUUUACCUGAUUAUGUCCCAUAGAGAAAUAUAAGCUGCUUUUCCAGGUACAGUUGUGAUCAGAUCAGAUUUAUAACUGGACAUUUUUAAUUUUCUGCAUUAAAUAUGAGAAAGACUGCAAACCAGGAGUGAAUUUCAAAUGAGAUUAAAUCAACUUUAUAGCUUAGUCACUAAAUUACCAUGCCAAGGAGCAGCAAACUACUGGAAGAAUCUUUUCCAAACCCACUCUAUAGGCUGCCCUUAAUUCUUUCCUGGGCUUUCCCAACUCUAACUUUAGGAUUCAGGCAUCAUUAUUAUAAAAGUACAACCUGAUGUACUAGGCUUAAUUUCUACAAAUGAUUCACAACAUAACACAAAACCUGCUGGAAAAGAUGAAGAAUAGACUUACAGUAUGUUUGACAAGUAUAUUCUGAGCCUGCAGAUCAUUAAUAAGAUCUUUAUCGAAUCAUUUACAUAUAUUCCUUUGUAAUCAUUUUAACUGAAGAUAUCUUGUCUCUGCUUCAUAGGUGCUUUGAAAUAUAAAUGAAAACUUAUUUAUACUGUUUUUAUAAAGGUCAAAAAGGAACACAUGAUGAUCACUUUUAAGCAACUGGUAAACUACGUAGACUGGACUCAACCUCUUAGUGCCUCCUUUCUUUUUCCUAAUGGUGAUAAUUAGCGAUAUACCUGUUUCACAGGGGUAGUAGUAAAAGGAUUUGCAAACGAACAGGCCACAUGAGUAAAGCAUAUCCAACUAAUGGAAAUAGUCCCUCUGCUAUUUUUCCAGUAAGACAUAAAACUGUCAUUUAGACAGUUUUGAAUGCUUUUUGAAUGCUUUAAAAAAAAAUCCUUCCUGUAUAUCUUUCAAAACACUCUCAUUUGGCUUUUACCUUGUGCUUUCACUGAUUUGAAGAUUUCUCUGAUUUGAAGGCAUUGUAGCAAAUACUUUGUAAGCAUACAUAGUAUGUGUGAUGUUGAAUUUAGCAUGUGUUCAGAGUGUUUUCAAGAGGAAAGUAAGCCAUCCCUAAUAUACAGGAUGGGUCUUGUUUGCCUGAAGAAAAAAAUAAGAGCUUGCUUCUCAUCAUGUAACUUGAUUUUUUUACUUUUAAAUCCCACCUUGAUUAAAAUGUAUCUGUCUAAAAGGAUCUAAUGUUUGCUUUUUAAAAACUCCUCUAUUUUACUUCGCAGAAUAAAAUGAAGCAAGUACUGAAUUUCAUGUGAAACUAAAGAUUAGACUGAUGGAUCAGGGAUUCUUUUUAAAAGUUAGAUGUCAGUCUGGUACAGAAAAUGGUGGCUUUUCUCUUAGUAAAUAAUAAAUGCAAAUUAAGUAUAUAAGCAGUUGUGAUUCAUUACGAGUUGUGGGUAAUUAAUUCCUGGUGAUAAUGAUUUGUAUCCUACUCCAGUCUUAUUUUAUACUUUCAUACAGUUCUUGAAUAUAAAAUAAAGAUAUAAUUAUGGGGUAUAAUAUUACUGCUUUGUUUAACAAGAACCUCAUUUCAGAUUUUAA
This is a messenger RNA of Condylura cristata (star-nosed mole), 5864 nucleotides long. RefSeq names its product acyl-CoA binding domain containing 5 (gene ACBD5). The coding region runs from base 2486 to 4078 and encodes 530 amino acids. Gene Ontology annotation, biological process: fatty acid metabolic process; autophagy of peroxisome. The transcript is spliced from 14 exons. NCBI's taxonomy places the organism in Eukaryota, Metazoa, Chordata, Mammalia, Eulipotyphla, Talpidae. The record is from RefSeq and is a predicted model, not a curated record. Gene Ontology annotation, cellular component: peroxisome. Gene Ontology annotation, molecular function: fatty-acyl-CoA binding.